CGGAACUAACCCCUGGGCUUUCGGCUACUGACCCAAUCAGAACCCCGCCCAGAGAGUCGGUUGCCCGGGAUCGCCCAGCAAGGUCCAGAGCUACCCCGCGGCCGAUGGCAGGUGCGGGGGUUUGACGACGACGUCACGCGUUAGACGAUCAUCGUCUCUCGCAGCCCGUCAGCGAGUUCAGACCGCUGGAACGCUGAUAUCAUAGUAUAGGUAAGGUCAUGCUAGUACUAGUAUCCUAACCAUCACAGUAGCUUUGCGAUACCGAAGGUCAGAUAGUACAAUACAGGCGGCUCCGGACUGGCUUAGAAUUCGCUUCCAUUCCUGCCGUGUGGCACUGUCGCAGCAUGGCGUAACAGAAAGAAACAAGGUAGCUCGAAGCUUUUCUGUUUCCCGACACAGCUUCCCCUCACGGGCACCUCUCCAAUUCGGUCCUGCCAAUGCAUUGCGUGCUCCAGGGGGGACGCCGGAGUUUGAUUCUCUCAGGGCUGCCAAACGCCGUCGUACUUGUUGUACCCUUCGCCCAACGCCGCAUCGUAAUCCUCAGCAGACCAGAACCAGCCCCAUCGUCAACCACGCGAAACAUGUCGUCACAGCCCGAAGCCACAGCGGCGAUGCCGCCCAUGAUGUACGGCACCGCCUGGAAGAAGGAGCGCACUGCCGACCUCGUCUUCGAGGCCAUCAAGGCUGGCUUCCGCGGCAUCGACACGGCCGCCAUGAAGAAGCACUACGACGAGGCCGGCACAGGCGAGGGCAUACGCCGCGCAAUCCGCGAGGGCAUCGUCUCCCGCAAAGACCUCUUCAUCCAAACAAAAUUUACCCCGGAAGACCCCUCCUCCCCCUACUCCCUCAAUGAUCCAAUUCCCGCCCAAAUCCACGCCUCCAUCACUUCCUCCCUCGCCAACCUGUCCACACCAGACCGCUCCCCACCUUACCUCGACGCUCUCGUGAUGCACUCCCCCUUCACAACCAUAGCCGACACGCUCGAAGCCUGGACAGCCCUCGAAUGCUACCUGCCCACCUCCCUGGACUCGUCCCGCCGAGGCAAGAUUCUAAGGCUGGGCAUCUCCAACGUCACGCUCCCCGUCUUACUCGCCCUCUCCGACUCGACGACACGUCAGCCGAUGAUCGUGCAGAACCGGUUCCGUGCGGCAGAGAGGAGCUGGGACCGCGACAUCCGAACUUGGUGUGCUUCCACAACCCAACCCUUGUGCUCGGGAUCUGGAUCUCAGGAGCAGGAGAAGGUGAACUACUACCAAGGCUUUUGGACCCUGACAGGGAAUCCCGGCACGUGGCAGCUGGCGGGUUUUGUGAGGGAGCUGGCGGAGGCGGCAGGCAUCUCGCCGGCUGCGGCGUGGUAUGUGCUGCUCAUGGAGGCUGACGUCGUAGUGCUGAACGGGACUUCGGACGCGGCGCAUAUGAGGGAGGAUUUGGAUGCACGGCGGAAGGUGGAGGCGUUUAGGAGGACGGACGCAGGAGAGGAAGUAUGGAGGCGGUGUUGGGUGGAGUUCAAGAGGCUGAUUGGCGGCUGAUGGGAGUACGGAUAAGAUUCCUAAAGCAAGCUCUCAUAUUGCGUAGACUAUGUGUGCACUGAGGGUUGAAACGAGUAAGCGGGGCGAGGGUAGGGUAGGUAAGUUCACGGCAAGCUGGGUGUUGGUGGAUGGAACGGUCAGUUCUACAUGCUAAAUGUGUAAGGGGAACAUUAUAUCUCAGGUGCCUCGUAGUGUAUAUUACCAUCGAGCUCACUGACUGGACGAAUUCUUCGUAUCCGCAUCUGGCUGACACCCAACUGAGACAAGGGACGGCAAGCGGCCAGUCCCGUACUAGUAGUUUCCGGACUGAUAUGUCUGACAUUGGAAUGGAGUCCCCAG
Molecule: messenger RNA, 1868 nt
Organism: Chaetomium strumarium
Lineage: Eukaryota; Fungi; Ascomycota; Sordariomycetes; Sordariales; Chaetomiaceae
Product: NADP-dependent oxidoreductase domain-containing protein
Exons: 2
Coding region: 438-1529 (363 amino acids)
Cellular component (GO): cytosol
Molecular function (GO): aldose reductase (NADPH) activity
Source: RefSeq, a predicted model, not a curated record